Molecule: messenger RNA, 2272 nt
Organism: Armigeres subalbatus
Lineage: Eukaryota; Metazoa; Arthropoda; Insecta; Diptera; Culicidae
Product: SET and MYND domain-containing protein 4-like
Exons: 6
Coding region: 264-2207 (647 amino acids)
Biological process (GO): compound eye photoreceptor development
Cellular component (GO): cytoplasm; nucleus
Molecular function (GO): histone deacetylase binding
Source: RefSeq, a predicted model, not a curated record
UACAUCCAGACGAAUGCACUAGAAUUUCGGUCAUGUGGAAAACGGUUGCGCGCGCAUCCCAUCGCAAUGAAAUUCAUUCGAGUACGCUUGAAAUGAAUCACAAGUGUGUACACCAGAUAAUGUAAUAAUUCAAUGUUUUAUAAAUAGCUGAACAAAGAGUUGAAACCGUGGAUUAGAGGGAAAGCACCAAUUUUCUCAUUUCAAUUAACUCAACCCUACAAUCAGAAGCGUGUACCAGCACAGCCGAGUGCUGCAUACAAAAAAUGGAAAUCUGUGAGGAAACCGGAUUUUUCCACGACGACUUCGCCAAGUUUCGCAGUGGAAUCAGUGAAAGUGAGUUCAAAGCAUUUUCCCAGCUGGAGAACGACGCACAGCGCGUUCGAUUUGUGCACGAAAUCGUGGAGGCUCGCCAUGGUGGAAAACUAUGGAAUCCAGUGCGUGAAAUUGGCAUUGGGAAGAAUCUGACCAAGGCAGUGGAAAUCAUGAAACGGGGUGACAGUGCACUUCAGUACGAGAAGUGGCAGGACGCAUUGCAGUGCUACAAUGACGCAUGUUUACUAUUGCCAUCGGGUGAUGACACAGAAAGAGCUCUUAUUCUAGCCAGUCGUUCGUCAUCAUUAUUUCACCUGAAUAAAUAUGAUCUGGCGUUACACGAUAUUGAGCUAUCCUUCAAGCUUAACUACCCUGAGGAUAUGCGAUACAAACUGUUUGAACGGAAAGCUCAAAUUUUCUCCGCAUUGAAAAAUUUUCCAGCCGCAUUAGAUUGCUACAGGGAAACGUUCACUGCUCUACAUGCUUGCAACCUUGACAGAGAAAUGCGAGAAAAGCGAUUGAAGGAAACUCAUAAGUUAAUUGUCAACUUAGAUCUUUACAUUUCUAAUAUCAAAAAAUAUUUAGAGCCUAUAAAACGCGCCACUGCCAAAGAAUUCGUUCCUCAUAUGGAUAAGUCACUGUUUUUCGAUUGCACCGAAUCCGAAGGACGAUUCGCAAGGACACGGAACAACCUAAAGCCCAAUAACGUGUUGCUGAAGGAACAGCCCCACGCUUCCGUGGUUAUGCCUGACUGCAGUGGAACUCAUUGUGACCAAUGCGGCAACCGGAUUGAAGUUUUGUUCAGCUGCCCAUACUGCGUGGACGUCGUUUAUUGUUCCGAGAACUGUCAAAAACUUGCUCCUUUAGGCUACCAUAGGUUCGAAUGUGGAUUUCUUACGUUUGUGAGAAAGUCAGGGGCAAAUGUAGUUGCUAUGUUGGCCCUGAGGAUAGUCUCACAAAAAUCAGAAGAAUACUUUUAUAAUAUGCAGGACAAGUUAGAUCACUUGUCGAAUGAUUUCGUAGACAGUUUGCCGUUUGAUGAUUACCGCAAAGUUUACAAUUUUGUAACUCACUCCGAACAACGAAACCCAGAAGAUUACCUAAAAUGGACGGCUAUGUCUGUUUUACUCAACACAGUUCUUGUUGCAGCGGGCUUCUGUAAAUCGAGUUCUUUGAAAGGGAUAUUACUGCACAACCUUCAGAUCGUAACAUACAACUCCCAUGAAAUCUCCGAAUUGCAGCGUAGAAAACCGCAAGACCCGGGUGUUUCGGUUUGCAUUGGAGCUGGAUUGUAUCCUUCACUGGUGCUGUUUAAUCAUUCCUGCGACCCCGGAAUUACUCGAUACUUUGUUGGUAAUGUAGUCUACGUUCGCACUAUUAAAAAUAUUCCAGCCGGAUCGAUAGUUGCGGAGAACUACGGUCAGCUGUACACCAGAGCGAAUCGUCGAGAGAGGCGAAAACUGCUGGCUGAAAACUACAAGUUCGAGUGCUGCUGUCAAGCUUGUGAAGAUGAUUGGCCGAGUGUCCACGAUAUGGAUCCAACCAUGGUGAGGUUCAAGUGCGGUGCAACCGAGGGCUGUGGAAAUGGGCUGGUGUUUAGGCACAACUCCGUUGAAAGCGAACUUAAGUGUGGCAAAUGUGGAGGAUUUACUGAUGUUAAUGAUGCUUUCGAGGCACUGAAGAAGGCGGAUUUUCGGAAUCGAUAUAACGAAGCUGUUCGUUUUUGUUCUCAAGGACAAUACGAGCUGGCACUUUCGAAGUACGCUUCUGUAAUGAACUCACUAGAUGAGCUUUUGGUGCACCCUUUCAUGGAAUAUCAUUUUUGCCAACAAGGAAUCCGACGAUGCUCACUGGAAUUGGGAAACAGGUUUAUUGAUCUUAAGUGUGCUCAAUAAACUAAUAGAAAGGCGAGAAACAAGUUUUAUUGAAGAGAUAGAGAACUUCAUUUAUUUUCAAGAUU